AUGUCUCCAUCAUCUGCUUCUGGCUCCAAGUCUUCCAGAGAGAUUACUUCGGUUCCAUCUGCAGGCUUUCUGGAAGGACUCCCAGAAGAAAGCAUCAGCCAUGGCUUUGCCAAUAUUCACAUUCACGAGCAAAUGAGAGAACGGCAACAAAAUCUCUACCAGAACAAAACUGAGAACCAGUUUUUAAUCUAUUCAAAUGUGCCAUAUGAGGUCAUUCAACAACUUGAUGAAGAUCGGAUUGUCAAGGGUUCUCGGAUUUCCUACGAUUUACAGACAAAAGCCCUUGUGAUAAAGAUCGUAGCAUCUGAGGCUCAUGAGAUGGCAAAUAGGCUCUUUGAGUUACUUUUGUAUGAUAAACUAGGCCAGAUGGGCCUACCUAACAGCCUAGAACCUCGUGGAUCUGCCAGGCGGAUCUUUGGGGAUUUUGUCAAGGAGCCGGAUAGUUCUUGGGGACCAGCUUCCCUUCUUGGAUCACCACUCGUCUUGAGUGCUGUUCUAGAGGUGGGGCUCUCCGAAUCAGCUCGCAGAAUGGAAGCUGAUUCAAGGCGAUGGAUCGAGGCGAAAGACUCCUCUGUUCGGCUUGCUAUCGCUAUGGACAUCGAUCAACGCUCCCCUAAGAUCAGUAUUGAGGUAUGGGAAAGAGUUUCUCAAUCACCUCCUCGAAAAACUCGAGCAUAUCGGGCCACUGCGGCAAAGGUUUUGCAAGUCGACAUAUCGCGUUUAAAUGGUACAACUACCGCCAAUGCGAAUUUAAUUCUUUCUUUCAGAAACCUUUUACUACGACCUGCAGACCCGGCAAAUCCUUUGGAACAUGACAUUGAUAUUACUCCACAAGAUCUUGAAAGUCUGGCAGAGGAUAUUUGGAAGGCCCAAGGAUUUAUACCUUAG
Messenger RNA from Amorphotheca resinae ATCC 22711, 888 nucleotides. RefSeq lists its product as hypothetical. NCBI's taxonomy places the organism in Eukaryota, Fungi, Ascomycota, Leotiomycetes, Helotiales, Amorphothecaceae. The transcript has a single exon. The record is from RefSeq and is a predicted model, not a curated record. Bases 1 to 888 code for a protein of 295 amino acids.